AGUACAUGAGUGCUACUUGUACAAAAUUGAGGAUAGAAGAUAGAGAUAAAAGAGUUGUUACUGAAUGUGGAUCUUGUUAAGUUUUUUUAAUUGGAAAAUUUAAACACCAUGGAUCCUCCAGCAGACGCCAAUAUAUUUCAAGUAAACAAAACUGAAGAAAUAGGACUGACACCUGAAGAAAUUAGAAGGUUAGAGCAUAUGAGGAUACAUGAGAAACACAAAGGACAUGAGGCAAUGCACACAGAGAUGGUCUUCAUUCUAGUCUUCACAGUGAUCGUUGCACAGAUAGCCUUAGUAGAAUGGAAGAAAAGGCACCACAGAUCGUAUCAGUUUGCAACAUUGUUUGGCAUGUGGAUCAUCCCCCUGGGAAUGUGUCUCAAGAACCAGUGGUGGAGGUUCAUCUUCCUGUGGCUGGUGUUCUCUUGUAUCACAGGCCUCAUCGUGCGGAAAGCCUUGGAGAAGCCCAUCCAGGGAACUACUCCCAGGCUUGUGUACAAGUGGUUCUACCUGAUAUACAAGCUGAGCUACGGACUGGGUAUCAUCGGCUACAUCAUCAUGGUCGCCACCUUCUUCGGACUCAACGUGGUGUUCGACGCCAAGCCCCAGUCCUGGAUGGAUGUGGCACUCUUGUUCCUCUUCUACGGCCUCUACUACGGUGUCCUGGCACAAGAUGUAGCGGAAAUAUCCAGCGAUAAAAUGGCUUCUCAUAUCGGGUAUUACACAGCCAAUGGGAUACCUACAAGACAUCUGGAGGCCGGGGUCUGUGCUGUCUGUGGGAACCGGUUGCUGGUCCAGGAGAACCAGGAGGGAGUCCUGGAGAACACAUACAAGCUGAGCUGCGAUCACGUAUUCCACGAGUUCUGUAUCAGAGGCUGGUGCAUCGUAGGAAAGAAGCAGACCUGUCCUUAUUGCAAGGAGAAGGUGGAUCUAAAGAAGAUGUUCUGCAAUCCGUGGGAGAAGCCCCACGUUCUCUAUGGCCAGCUGUUAGAUUGGUUGAGGUGGCUGGUGGCCUGGCAACCAGUUAUCUUCGGCAUAGUCCAAGCCAUCAACUACCUGUUGGGACUGGAGUGACCAGACAAAUCAACUGCGGGAGACUUUUAAGAACGGAGAUAUAUAAAAGACUUAGAAAGAAGAGCUGCUGGACUGAGUCCGAAGUUACCAAGCUACAAUUCGGCAACUAGUUGCAUUACAUAUAAAUGACUUACGCAAUGCCAUGACUAGUGAAAUUCUCGGAUAUUGUACCCAGUAUGGUAUUGAUUUGCUUAUACAUCCCUCUGUGGCACCUUAUACAUGUUACUUUUUAAUUGUGAAUUAAUUACAGAAAUGCCCUGUUACUAAAAAUGUUGUUUGAUGUUACGCAAUUAGGGUGGUUUGGGAAAGGAGUGUUACUUCAUACUCAAUCAUUAUAGUCAGUAAAGUUACGGGUACACAAGACAAAGUUCAUUUGUUAGCAGUUAAUAAAUUCGAUCCUUGAAAAAACGAAAAUUAAAAAAGUUAUAAUGAGAUUAUGAUCAAUUUUAAAUUAUACAAAACAAUUGGUGGAGACUUUUUAUAAAAUUAUUGACAUUUCAAUCACACUGUAAUCAAUAAAUCGAACUAUCAUUCCUGGAAAAUACUGACAAUGUUAGGUGUGGAAUGAUUAAUAAGCUGAAGAACAGAUUGACAAAAGACUGAAGUAAAUAAAAUAAUCAUGUCCAAGUAUAUAAUGAAUAACAGUUUUAUAGAUCAUCUGAGAUCCAGUUAUACUUUUUUUAUGGGCAGUAUUUAGCAACCUAAAACAUGUAAGAAAAUGUGAGCAUACGAUUGGUGAUAGAAAGUGUUUUAUUUUUCGUUUAACAAAACACCUAAAUUAGAACAGUGCAAAAUUUCUAUGACUGAUAAAAAUACUGAUAAUGCGGUUAUACAGUAUGUCAUUCUAAAUACUGUCAGUCAGAAUAUGUGUUUAUAUGUAUGGUGUUUAUACGACUAUGGCGUUUUAUAUGUAGGAAAUUGUGUAACGGGAUGUGUAAAACGUUGACAAAAAUGGCUUGCUUUUGUCAAUUUGAUACAUCCAGAGUUACACUGAGUUAAGCGUUAGAGUUAAAUAUAAAAACGUUGCACUUAAGGAUUAAUAUUUAUGUAUACAUAUCCCCAUACAGAUUUUUUGCUGCAAAUUUUGAAGCUGCAAAUUCAUAUUUUAAUUUAUUAUUAAUAUUUUGACUUCAUCAGAGAAACUUAUCAUUAUGGAAUCUACUAUUGACAUAACAGUGAGCGUUUAUGAAAAUAUAACAUUCAUGAUUCAGCGUAAAAGUUUUAUUUUACAACUCUAUUAAUGAAAAUUUAAACAGUGGUAAUGUCAGAUAAUAACCUUUCCAACUGUUACAAUGCAUUUAUUUUAUACUGUUGCAACGAUAAUCUUCAAAGUCAAAUGUUUAAUUCAGAUUUAACUGUUUGUUAACAUUGUAAACUGUACUAAGUAAGAAACUGUUUAUGAAAGGAAUUGUACAGUAGGAAUAUUUUUUUAGGAGAUGUUGUAAUCAGUGUUUAAAUUGGUAAUUGGCAUGUAAAAUUGGCAAGUUGAUUAAACAGUCUAUUAAGUAUCGAUAUAAUUCCCAAAUUGCUGUCAACUGUUUUAGGAUUUUUUUAAUCCUUAAGUGCACAAUAGUUUGUGUGCACAUGAGAUCUAGGCCAAAUACAAUGUUAUUGCUGAUAUUUGGAAAAAAUACCAUUACAUAUUUGUUCAUACUUUAUGAAAUGAUAAUAUACUUUUAACACGAACCCAAUCUUAUUAUAUAAUGCAGAUGUAACACCUUAGCACCUAAGUGAUGAAACAAAAAUGUUCUCUACAUUUUUUCUUACAUUUUAUAUCACUCACAAAAAAGUUUUCACUAAAAACUUUCUUUAUACAGUAAAUAACAUGUUUUCACCAUACAAGUUGUGCAAAUCUAUUAAAUCAACAAAAAACUGCUUUACUUGUAAAAACUUAGAUUUUUUAAUUUUUAUGGGCGGCAUGGGUAAAUUAAGUCCAAAUUUUGAAAAUAUAAUUUGUCUAUACAUUUCUUAUAAAUAUAACACACUUUUUUGCAAGUUGCACUAUUGAUAAAAGUUGGUGGAUUACAUAAAUCAAUAAAGUACACUACCAACUUAAAGUUCAUUUAUAUGAUGUCUUUUAGAGGAUCGGAUUUUACUCUGGGUGUAGAUCGCCCAUUGGCAUGUUCAACUCAUAAAAUUGUGCCUUGUUAUCGAGAAUAUAGUGUCAUGCCGAAACUGAACUUUGUCACUAUCAGUAAGUAGAUUCUUUAAACUAGUAUCCAAAACAUUGACCAUGUUUAUCCGAUUACUGACAUGUUUAUUACAACAUUGAAUUAAUUCUACCAUAGCUUUCGCUUUACAUCGACAACUUUGGUAAUUUUUAUAGAAUAAGGUGAUAAUUCAUAAAAGUAGUAGAUUAAGGGGUUAAUUCAGCUAAACAAAUUUGUUAUUUUCCUAUCGCUUGAUGUUUGUGUUGUCACUUAGCUCAUAUGCAUUUCUUUUUUAUAUUUUUAACCUAGUUUUGGAUAACUUUUUUAGGGUUUAAUGUAGGAUUUUUAACCUUUUUGGUGCCUCAUAUUAUGCUAUAUGUGUCUUUCUAAGAAAUUAUAAAUGGUUUUCAAUUGAAGGUAUGAAACUCAAAAAGUUUUUAAUACUUUUUUUCUCACAUAUGACAAGAAACGUUAACUAAGUAAUAAACUUAAACUCCAUUCAGAAUUAUUGAUUUUAAGCCAAAUAAUAAUAAACAGGGUAUACAUAGCCCAUUCAAGAGCCUAUGAGGUGGAUGUGAUAUUAUAUAAAUACCUUCAAAAAGUACGUUUUGGGAUGGGACUGUCCAAAGUUUGACCAAAUAAGUCAUAUUAUAGUAGCACCUACACUUUUAGGAAAAAUUUUAUCUAAAUGGGACACUGAAGGGAUCUUGGAAACUGUCAAACAUAAAGUAAAGAUUAUGCGUAACAAGACCAACUAAUCAAUGUGGCUAAGUUAAUCACUCGCUGUGUUCAAAAACCUUUUUUGGUCCAAAUUUUCCAACUGUCACAGCUCUCUUAUUAGAAUCAUCAAUGCGUCUUUUACAUGAAAUCUGCAUGGAAUUUCAAAUAGAUUUUAAAUAUUAUAAUAAAAAACUUCAAGACCAGCACAAAAACCAUUAAUGGAACAUCUUUUACAUGAAAUCAUCAUGAAAUUUCAUCUAGUUUUUAAAUAUUAUUAUGAAUGACUUCAAGACCAGCAAAAACCAUUAAUGGAACGUCUUUUACAGGAAAUCUGCGUGAAAUUCCAUCUAGUUUUUAAAUAUUAUUAUGAAAACUUCAAAAUCAGCAAGCCCAGUUCAAGUAAAUCUUUUUAUCAAAAGAAAGUAAAUUCUUUACUGAUUCAAAAAUACCACAUACUUGUUUUUAUCAAAUAAUUAAAAUGUUUGUUUUUUUCAAAAAAUUCGAGAACUUUAACAAACUUUUUGAGGAGAUUCUCCCUUUUAUGCUGCUCACUAAGUCUGGUAAAUUUUUAAAUUUGGUUAUAUGAAAUUCUGUGUAGAAAUAAAAUAAGUUUAUUUUUUGACUAAGUUGUACCAGAAAAGUGGGUUUCAAAAUGAAACCAUCCAUGUAUUAAUUCUUUGGUCCGGUAUUUCCCUGCUACAGAAGUUAGCCUAUUCCAUCUGGAAAAUCAUAGAAAUAUUCAUUUUUUAGCAUUUCAAUAAACAGAGCUGCUUAAAAGAAAAUCUGAAUCUUUGAACUUGGGUAUUGAACUCUGAAAUAAGUAAUCUAAGGUCAAGUUUGUUUAAUCUAAGUAAUCUAGGUUGUUAAUGUUUUAUUAUGAGGUAAAAUAAUCCUUUCAUAUUUUAUUAGUUGAUAUUAAUCAACAUAGUAAAAAUAUAUGACUAGUGAUGUUUAUUGUUCACAGUAGAUGAAUGAAAAAGCGUGUUGUAAUUUUUGUGCUGUGCACCUUUAAGUGAUUAGUUGUUAAAAUAAUAAGCUACCAUAUCUUUUCUAUUUUUUUUUUUUUUUUUUUUUUUUAAGUGCUAAAUCCGAUUAUACUGUUUGCCACCUUUAAUAUCGGAACCACAAAGAAUGUGUUUCACAUUUUUUUUAUACCUUAUAAACUAUACAUAUUUAAGAGAUAUAAAGUAAAAAAUUAAAUGUUUUAACAAAGGAUCCCACUUUCAGGACACAAAAUGAGAAUAACACUUUUUUUACUUGAUAAUAUAUAUGUGGAAAGAGUAAAUAGAUAAUGCAAGAAGCUUCUGAAUUCUACCAUUUCAUUAUGUGGGGUAUGUUGUUAUUGUUCUCCCAAAAUAACUAUAAAUAUUUAUAAUAAACCUAUUAAUUCACAUUGCCUGUAGAGUAUUGCUACCAUAAUGACUAAAGGAUAUUAGUACACAAUGCUCUAUGUAGGUACCAGUAGCAUAAUGUGGGUUUAUCAUCCUAACCUACAUGAUUGGAAAUAGGACUGAGACAAGUGAAUGAGUGUUACGUGCCAAUGGUUUGCUGUUAGGUUAGUUUUUGUAAAAAUUAAAAUUGUCCACUGUUACAUUCCAGUGGUUUUAUCAAACUAAUGUAAAUAUCAAUUUGUUUGCAGCAAGUAAUAAUUUGGAAAAUAUUUUUCUUUCAAAAUUACAAUACUGUAACACAAACCAUUUUCAAAAAUCAUCAGCCUUACCUUGGAUGCUAUAGAAGCAUAAAGAAUGGAAUUAAUUCAAACCAUUUAAAAACAAAUCAAUAUUUAAUUAAUAUCCAUAAACAGAGAUUCAAGUGAGGCAAGGCGGAAUAUGUUGUCAAUGGGGGGAAAAGGGAUGAAUCCAUUUUGUAACAAAAAAAAGCAAGGAGAGAAUUUUCAGCCAACCGAUAGCUCUGCCAAUUUUGGUGAUGGAAUGGCAUGCCACAAAGUAGGCCUCCAUGUUAGUUCGUAGACAGUAAUUUGACUUAAGGAUUAUUGAAUGACGAUGUUGCCUUCUCCUUUAGUUUUCAUGAUAGAUUGACCUAGGAACCGUUGUGCAUUUUUAUGUAUUUUAAAUAUUUUUGCUUGAAACACAUUAUGAAGGAAUGAGAGCCUUUAAGGACUGGUUAGUCAAGUUGUCCCUUGGGACCCAAACUCAUCUCUUCAUCCUUCUUGAUCGAUUUCUUUACCAGAUCUGUGUUCUCUUCUCAAAAGAAAGGCCUUACUCCUGCCAUUCUUGGAUGAUCAAAGCAGAAUCGUUUCGGCAUAGUAAUGCAGCAAGUUAGUAUGGACGUGUUUAGAUUGUUAGUUAUGCUCUUACAUCCAGCCGAGUAACGGCUUCCCUUGAAGGAGUUAUACAGUAUUAAGGGAUGCUUCACCUUUCACAUAUAUGUCGAAAAGACAACCCAUACAAGCUUCAAGAGCUGAUGUGCGACUGGAGUGUAUGGCUUUAUUGAUGUUGAGACAAGCUAGACACUGAACUCCUUAGAGUCCAGCCAUCACUGCCUUUUACUACACUGUUAGCCAUCAGAGAAGGCAACCAGACAAGACAACACAGACGAAGGACCUAACCAAGCACGCUGCCAGUCACAUGACUAUCAGUGUAGGAAAAUAAGUCCAGAUAUGUUUUCACCUAGCGGCAACACAGACGAAGGACCUAACCAAGCACGCUGGCAGUCACAUGACUACCAGUGUAGGAAAAUAAGUCAAGAUAUGUUUUCAUCUAGCUACAACACAGACGAAGGACCUAGCCAAGCACGCUGGCAGUCACAUGACUACCAGUGUAGGAAAAUAAGUCAAGAUAUGUUUUCACCUAGCGACAACACAGACGAAGGACCUAGCCAAGCACGCUGGCAGUCACAUGACUAUCAGUGUAGGAAAAUAAGUCAAGAUAUGUUUUCACCUAGCGACAACACAGACGAAGGACCUAGCCAAGCACGCUGGCAGUCACAUGACUAUCAGUGUAGGAAAAUAAGUCAAGAUAUGUUUUCACCUAGCGACAACACAGACGAAGGACCUAGCCAAGCACGCUGGCAGUCACAUGACUAUCAGUGUAGGAAAAUAAGUCAAGAUAUGUUUUCACCUAGCGACAACACAGACGAAGGACCUAGCCAAGCACGCUGGCAGUCACAUGACUACCAGUGUAGGAAAAUAAGUCAAGAUAUGUUUUCACCUAGCGACAACACAGACGAAGGACCUGAAAAAACAACUCAAACUCCAAAAACCUAACAAUGUUCAUUGGUCUACUCAUGGUCCAUGAAAGCCAAACAAAAUUCUAGGCCGCAUCCUCCAAAUUCUACUACAGAACUGUCUAUUGGUGUGAAGAACAACCACUGCACAAUACGGUAGCAACUUUAAAUGUGGAUCCCACCUCAGUCAGAAUGCCAAGAUAUUUAGUCUCGUUGGAAAAAAAUACUCCAGUGCCUACUAGAGAUAGAGAUUAAAGGUUAAGCUUUCUCUAUCAGGUUAAUGGAACCGCAGUGAUUUUGGAGAGGUAAGAAGUAUUGAAAAUGUGAAAUGCUUCGCCGAAAGUGAUUCACGUGAAAUUUUAUAGAUUUAUAAUAAAGUAAAUACCCCUACAAUUGUGAAGUUUAAAACUUAGUAAUUUCUAAAAUAACAUGGGUGAGGUUGUUGGGAGGGGAAAUAAAACCCUAUCUUAGUUCUUGGGCUUACACACAAAUUACCAUGACUAACAUCAGAGUUUUCCAGUUCACAUGCGUCAAAACAUUGCUUACACAAUUCAGUCAACAGAUAUGAAACCGAAACUCAUUUUCGAGUUAACAUAUCUUGACUGAGAAUGGCUCUCCAUAGAGAGGCCGAAAUAUUUGUAGAGUGUAAUUGUGUAAUCGUUUCGAUGUGUUGUGAAUCGGAAAACUUGGUGCCAGAUAUGACAGUUUUUACUGUAAUGAAAUUUUAAGCAGUGAGUUAGCUGAGGUAAAAUAACAGCAAGUAUAAUUAAAAAAAUUGUGCUUAUGAAUUUCUUAAGGGAAAUCUUGACAGAUGGUUAAAUAGAUAAUAGAGGACGGAACUGAACAUUUCUCUCAUUUUAGAUGGCUGAAAAGGCAGAUUCUUUAAUCAUACUGAGCUCACUUUGUCAGGAAUUGAAAAGAAACGUUUGGGAAAUUGUCAAUACUUUCGUUUUGUAGAGAACAGUCAUUUCAGUAAACUUUUAGUUCUUUAGUUACUGAAGAGACAAGAGGAAUUUUUAAAUGUGUUAUUAUAGUGGCAAUCCUUUGACAGAACAAUUACUUAAGUGUUGGAAAAUAAUGCGUUUUCUUUUGUUGAAAGCAAAAGAAUUUUUUCAUAUCCUCAACAAUAUUAUUAAAAAUAAUAUUCCUUAUGAAAUUAAAAUUAAAACCAAAGGGAGUUGUCCUGUGUUAAAUUAAUGUUGUUGAAAGUUUUCCAUCUCUGUUUAUAUUCUAUAUACAUGUAGUUUGCAAGAAUAAGAAGUAAACUAAGUAAGAAACAAAAUUUGCAAUGCUUUAUACAAUGUUCUCUGUGUUUCCGACCCUUUUUUAUAUAUCAAGCACUAAGUUUGUAGUCCACACUCCAAAUUGGAAACCUAGUUAAUUUUUGUCAGGAAAACCUACCAUAUAUGUUUUUAUGUCUUCGUGUAUUUAAUUGCCUAAUCCAACUCAUGCAGGGUUUUGUUUCAUGUUGCUGUACUAUAACAAUUGUAAUUAUAUUUGCCUUAUAUUCUAAAUGGACAGUUGUAGUAAUAUGUAAUGAUGUGAACACAUUUUGUAUGUUAAAUUUAUUUUCCAGUUGCUUGACUAGGUGCAAACAGUUAAAAAUAAAUGUUAAUUUGCUGAUGUAAAUAAUACAUUGUUUAUAUUUGUGUUUGUAUACAGUUCUAAAAUUUGUGAUAAUAAAGUAUUACCAAAUUG
Homalodisca vitripennis (glassy-winged sharpshooter) is the source of this 8825-nucleotide messenger RNA. RefSeq names its product RING finger protein 121-like. The coding region runs from base 109 to 1071 and encodes 320 amino acids. The record is from RefSeq and is a predicted model, not a curated record. The transcript has 9 exons. Gene Ontology annotation, molecular function: ubiquitin protein ligase activity; metal ion binding. Lineage: Eukaryota; Metazoa; Arthropoda; Insecta; Hemiptera; Cicadellidae. Gene Ontology annotation, cellular component: Golgi membrane; endoplasmic reticulum membrane.